Messenger RNA from Tetranychus urticae (two-spotted spider mite), 1520 nucleotides. It is a transcript of the gene sll, whose product is annotated as adenosine 3'-phospho 5'-phosphosulfate transporter 1. Gene Ontology annotation, cellular component: Golgi membrane; endoplasmic reticulum membrane. NCBI's taxonomy places the organism in Eukaryota, Metazoa, Arthropoda, Arachnida, Trombidiformes, Tetranychidae. The record is from RefSeq and is a predicted model, not a curated record. Gene Ontology annotation, biological process: 3'-phosphoadenosine 5'-phosphosulfate transport; transmembrane transport. Gene Ontology annotation, molecular function: 3'-phosphoadenosine 5'-phosphosulfate transmembrane transporter activity.
GAAAACAAGUGGAACCAAAAAGUGAAGAUUUGCUCUAUAAAUGAAACUCGUUAAUUGUAAAAUCAAAAUUGCUUAUCAUAGGAAUUAGCUUUAAUUAUGGGAGAUGGAGAAAAUUUUGACUGGUUUGUCGAAUUACUCUGGAAUCUGUAUGGAUAUUCAACAGUUUUACUUCCAAUUGGAAUCAUGGUUUAUAUGGUUAAACACAAACACUGUAUACCAACAUUUUCCAACUUGAAAAUUGUACGGAUCAUUGUUUAUGGUAGAGAUGUCAACACAAAUGGUGUCUAUGAUGUUGAACAAUCAAAGCAAUUAAUUGAUGUGAAGAAAGAAACUGAUGAAGACACAAAAGAACAAGAUGCUAAGAAUUCCAACAGAAAGAAGUUGGUCUUGUUUAUCACUUGUUUCCUUGGUUUACACUGUUCUUACCUGAUUUGGGGUGUUUUCCAGGAGAAGAUAAUGACAACCGAGUAUUUAAUUUCAACUAAUCGUACACAAUUUAUUAUUAAACAGGAGUCACUAACAGUGAAACUUGAUAAAAUCAAAUUUCACGACUCUCAAUUUUUGGUACUCAUAAAUCGCAUUUUUGCCUUCUUAAUUGCACUAGUCGUUUUCACUAUAACUCAAGCAAGGAAACUGCCUAAUCAAAGUGGAACGCCCAAAAGACUUGUAAUCGCACCUUUCCAUGAAUUUUUCUAUUGCUCGUUAUCAAAUAUUUUAAGCAGUUGGUGCCAGUAUGAAGCGCUGAAAUUUGUCAAUUUUCCCACUCAAGUUUUAUCGAAGGCUUGUAAAAUACCUUCAGUCAUGUUGAUGUCAAAGUUGGUUUCAAACAAGAAAUAUGAAACUUUUGAAUACAUUACUUCAAUCAGUAUAUCAUUCGGAAUGAUUUUAUUCCUUCAUGGAAACCACAAUAAUGAUCAUAAAAAUGAAUCUGCAAUAACGCAAGGAUCUAUGAAUAGUACAUCAAAGCUGUUUAAUGGACUAAUUGUUUUGGCCUGUUAUCUUAUUUUUGACUCUUUUACCUCAAAUUGGGAAGAAAGCAUUUAUCACAAAUAUCGCAUUUCAAGUUGGCAAAUGAUGGCGGCAGUCAAUCUCUGCUCCGUAAUUUUAACUCUAACCUCACUCACUCAACAAGGGAAUUUGAUUCCAGCUUUGAUCACAGUCACUAGCUCCAAUCGAUUACUGCUUGACUGCAUUUUUUUAUCCAUUUCCUCUACAAUUGGACAGUUUUUUGUAUUCUUUACAAUUUCUCAUUUCGGUGCUCUCAUUUUUGCUAUGAUAAUGACACUCAGGCAGAUAUUUGCCAUCCUUUUAUCAAUGAACCUCUACCACCAUUCCAUAUCCAUGCUUUCUCUCUUGGGCAUGUUUGUUGUUUUUGCAUCCAUAAUCACUUCAAGAAUCAUGAAAAUUAAUAAGGUCAAAAAGUGAAUUUCAUUAUUUUUGUUACAAAUGAUUAUCACGAAAUUUUAUUAUGUUGCUUUAUCACAAAAAUAUUAAUAAAAAACAAUUGUUGCAAAGUUAAA